GUCCACUGUCCCGGCGAUAACCGCAGUCUGUCUCCGUCUGUCCGCAAAACCUCGAUGAGAAAAAGCUAAUUUUUAGGAUUUCUUUGUGCUAGCUGCUGAUUUAUCAAGACUGCUGCUGAAAUAACAAACUGUGACCUUUGACCUAAAGUUCGGCCGCUUCAUUGGGCAGAAAAAAUAGAAUUAAAGUCAGAAAAUGAGAGAAACAAAGUGUGUUUUAACGUGUGUUUGUGUUGCAGCUCCGCCGGUGUCCAGCAGAGGGCGCCAGGACACCUGCAGCUCACAGAGGACGCCGUCACACCUGAAACCAUCAGCUGACAGGCGGCCUCGCAGCCCGCUCAAUGAUGCUGUUGUUUCCAGCUCCGGCCAAUCACUUUCUCCGCCUCGCCAAAGGGGGGGGGGGCUCCCUCUCAGAGAGCUGCUCUGUGAGGACUCGGAGCUGGCAGCCGGCGCAGGAUGUCCCCCGGAGGAGCAGCGAGGAGCGCCCGCCUCCCGACGGCGAGGAGGUGAAGACGCGCAGAGCGGCCGCAGACUCGGCGCCGUCAUGGACCCGGGCGCUCACGCUCUGGAGCUGUCGGGGGUGCUGGUGUGCGGCGCCGCCUGGCUGUGCUCGCUGGCCACCACGCUGAUGUCCACCUGGCUGACGCUGUCCACCGACCUGCUGCCGACCGAGAGCUACGAGCUGGGCCUGUGGGAGACGUGCGUGGUGCAGGACCUCGGCACGAUCGAGUGCCGCCCCUACGACGGCCUGCUGGGCCUGCCGCCCGACAUCAAGCUGGCCCGCAUCCUCAUGUGCGUCACGCUGGCGGCGGGGCUGCUGGGGCUCCUGCUCGCCAUCCCCGGCAUGCGCACCGUCAACAGCUGCCACGACCGGCUGGACAAGAGGGCGCUGAAGAUGGCGGCGGGGGCGCUGUGCCUGGCGGCGGGCGUCCUGGGGCUCGUCCCGGUCUCCUACAUCGCCCACAUGGCGGUGCUGCGGUUCUUCGACGAGACGGUGCCGGAGAUGGUGCCGCGCUGGGAGUUCGGGGACGCUCUGUUCUGCGGCUGGACGGCCGGCGUGCUGCACCUGGCGGCGGGGACGCUGCUGCUGGCGUCCUGCUUGUGUCUGCAGAAGGACCGCUGCAACGCGCACGUCCACGUCCCCCUGGUGAGGGUGAGGACGCCGCCGGGAGGGCCCCACAUCAGGACCAAAACCGAGUACGUCUGAGACCAGUCUGCUCCAAAAACCGCUUCAGACCCCGAGACCUCCAUCAGACGGUCUGCAGAGAGACGAGACGCCGUCGAAGAUCAGAGCGUUUAACCCCUUCAGCUCAGAGACACUGAGCAACUUUGGACACAAAGAAAGUUCAAAAGUGCAAGAAAAUGUCUUAAAGAAUUAGUGGGAAAAAGAAAAAAGCAGAAAAAGCAACCUGGAAAAAAGUGCUUGAAAAGAAUAAUAAUUGUCUAAAAUAAUUCCAGGUUUCCAGGUUUAUGGAUGUGA
Messenger RNA from Plectropomus leopardus (leopard coralgrouper), 1477 nucleotides. Lineage: Eukaryota; Metazoa; Chordata; Actinopteri; Perciformes; Serranidae. The record is from RefSeq and is a predicted model, not a curated record.